Molecule: messenger RNA, 945 nt
Organism: Puccinia triticina
Lineage: Eukaryota; Fungi; Basidiomycota; Pucciniomycetes; Pucciniales; Pucciniaceae
Exons: 6
Coding region: 1-945 (314 amino acids)
Biological process (GO): glycine import into mitochondrion
Cellular component (GO): mitochondrion; mitochondrial inner membrane
Molecular function (GO): glycine transmembrane transporter activity
Source: RefSeq, a predicted model, not a curated record
AUGGCCGACCGACCCACGCUCAGUCUGCCGCCAACGAGCCUCCACCUGCUCUCGGGUGCCCUCUCCGGGCUGGCCUCAUGCGUCCUCCUCCAGCCAUUCGACCUCCUCAAGACACGCCUCCAGCAGGCCCACAUCAGCGCCGGGCCCCCGUCAACGCUCUCGAUCUAUCGGGUGUCUUCCGACGUUAUCUCGCGCGAUGGCGUCCUGGGUCUCUGGCGAGGCACCUCGCCGACGAUCAUCCGGAAUGUCCCGGGGAUCGCGGUGUAUUUUUUCGGGCUAGCCCAGCUCCGGACAAGCAUGUCCUCGUUGAGUCUGUUUGCCCAGCAGGAGCCGCCGACGCCCCUCGGCCUCCUCCCUCCCCGCCCGACCACCAACAUCCUGCCCACGCUCACCCCGACCGGCGACUUCUUCGCCGGCGUCCUGGCCAGGACUUCGGUCGGCUUCGUCUUGAUGCCAAUCACUGUCGUCAAGACUCGCUUCGAGUCGAACUUGUACGAUUACCGGAGUAUCCGCGAAGCCUUCCAAGCAAUAGUCGAGACACAAGGUCUGAAAGGCUUGUGGCGGGGGUUUAUCCCGACGGUCCUGCGCGAUGCGCCGUUCGCAGGGGUCUUUAUCUCUGCGUACGAGGCGACGAAGCGGGUGCUAGUGGAGCCGGGGCAGCGGUACCCGAUCCUGCUCCACACCGUCCCGGCGACCGCCGCGGCGAUCGUCGCCACCCUCAUCACCGCGCCCUUCGACCUCCUCAAAACAGACCUCCAGCUCCGCCACUCCUCCUCCAACACCUCCAUCCCCGCCGCCCUCAAACUCAUCCUCAACGGCCGGAUCGCCAACGCGAGGAUCCUCUUCAAAGGCUCCGGGCUCAGACUGCUCCGCAAGAGCCUCAGCUCGGCUAUCGGCUGGACCCUCUAUGAAGGAUUGAUCAAGAAAUGGGCAAUCAAGAAUUGA